Messenger RNA from Enhydra lutris kenyoni (northern sea otter), 1274 nucleotides. RefSeq names its product N-acetyltransferase 14 (putative) (gene NAT14). Lineage: Eukaryota; Metazoa; Chordata; Mammalia; Carnivora; Mustelidae. Gene Ontology annotation, molecular function: N-acetyltransferase activity. The transcript is spliced from 3 exons. Bases 100 to 720 code for a protein of 206 amino acids. The record is from RefSeq and is a predicted model, not a curated record.
CUUCCCGACCCUGCUGCCCCCACACCUAGUGGAAGGAUUGAGGCGACCUGCGGAGGUGCACGCCUGCUCCCUCGGGGGCGCGGGAGCCUGGGGGCUGCCAUGGCCCCCGGCCACUUGUCAGUGCGGGAGAUGAGGGAAGAUGAGAGACCCCUGGUGCUGGAGAUGCUGAAGGCAGGUGUGAAGGACACGGAGAACCGAGUGGCCCUCCACACCCUGACGCGGCCACCAGCCCUGCUCCUCCUGGCAGCGGCCAGCAGCGGCCUGCGCUUCGUCCUGGCCUCCUUCGCCCUGGCCCUUCUCCUGCCCGUGUUCCUGGCUGUGGCAGCCAUGAAGCUGGGCCUGCGGGCCCGAUGGGGCUCGCUGCCUCCGCCAGGCGGCCUGGGGGGCCCCUGGGUGGCCGUGCGUAGCUCGGGCGAUGUGUGUGGGGUCCUGGCCCUGGCCCCAGGCUCCAGCGCUGGGGACGGGGCCCGGGUCACCCGCCUCUCUGUCUCUCGCUGGCACCGCCGCCGAGGUGUGGGCCGGAGGUUGCUGGCCUUUGCCGAAUCUCGGGCACGGGCCUGGGCAGGCGGCAUGGGGGAGCCCCGGGCCCGGCUCGUGGUCCCCGUGGCGGUGGCAGCGUGGGGGGUGGCGGGGAUGCUGGAGGGGUGUGGCUACCAGGCUGAAGGGAGCUGGGGCUGCAUGGGGUACACGCUGGUGAGGGAGUUCAGCAAGGACCUGUGACUCUGGACCGCGUGCGAGGGAGAGCACUGUGAGUGCUGACUGUGUGCAGGUUCUCCCUCGGUGGAUGCCCAGCCUGCCCGGGGCCCAGAUGCAGGUCUGCAGAGGACGAGACACCCCACCGCAGGCCAAUGUCUGCCUGUAGCGUCUGAACUUUUCAUAGAGGUCAACUGUCCAGCUCCCAGCCCAGAUUUUGUCUGCACUGAGACGUCUCCUCAGUCUGGUGCCAGGGUUGCACCAUUUGCGUUCCAGGCCCGAGCCCGGGAGAGAGAGAUGGGGAGGAGGAGAGCGGGCCCGCCCUAUGGGGUAGGACUUGUGGCAGGGGCACCCCAAGUAGGGACGAGGCCCUCCUGGGAGUGGGGAGGGGUUUACUGACUUCUCGGAGCGGACCAGCAGAGCCUUUGCAGAGGAGGGUAGCCAACCCAGAAGGAGGCCCUGGCCAGGACAGGGUGGGUGCCGGGCUGCCCACGCCGGGCCCCUUCCUGGAAGGUGAGCCGAGAGGGGCCCCCAGACCCAUCUGGUUUUUUGCACCGAUUGUUAAUAAAGCUUGAAACUGC